AUGGUUCUGAUCCAGGACUACACCCUGACACCAGAGAGGACCAUCCCAGACCAGAUCUUCAUCAACUCAGAGACAGACAGACAGAAAAACCGGUCCGUGAUACCACAGCCUGCCACCGGGGGCGCUCACUCAGAUGAAGAGGAUGAAGAGCAGGAAGAGGAUGAAGACCAGGCCUACGUGAACCGAGACAAUGGGCUAUUGUCGGGAAUUGGCUCCUGCCAGGAAUCCUGCGACGUGUCGGGGAGCAGCAAACCAGUGGCAUCAGCGGACUCUGGGAAUCUGAGCGACAGGAUGUCAGCUGAGGUGGAGGCAGAAGAAGAGUGUGAUGCCCAAGGUGAAGGAGCAGAGGACUCGUUUAUAUCUGGGAGGAGCCAAACAGGAGACACAAAUGAACUGGAGGAGGUGGAGACAGAGGAGGUGUGGGAAAACUCUGGGAGCGUAAACCUGUUCUCAGUCACUCUUGCUGCACUAGAUGGACACAAAGAAGAAGAGGAGGAGGAGGAGGAGGAGGAGGAGGAGGGUGCAAGAGACUUCUUAAAAUCUGAUUUGGAGUCUUUACUUCCCAGAGACACUAAACAUACUCAAGGCCUCAUAGACUCACAAACUGAGACUCAGUCUGAUGAUCUGAAAGCAUCAGACUUUAAUGAAACUGGAUAUGAGGGCAAAUGGACACACGGACGUACAGCCUCCAAAACUGUCAGACACAAAGAGAGGAGGAGGAGGAGGAGGAGGAGGAGUUCUCAGGAUACAUGAGUCAUAGAUGAUAUAUGUUUAUUAGAGCUGCUCCUGACCAAAGAUUUUCUUAUUUUGCCGAAAUGGCAAGUUAAAGAAGAAACAAUAACAGC
Sphaeramia orbicularis (orbiculate cardinalfish) is the source of this 845-nucleotide messenger RNA. RefSeq names its product neuromodulin-like. The transcript has a single exon. NCBI's taxonomy places the organism in Eukaryota, Metazoa, Chordata, Actinopteri, Kurtiformes, Apogonidae. The coding region runs from base 1 to 753 and encodes 250 amino acids. The record is from RefSeq and is a predicted model, not a curated record.